AUGUAUUCCAAUGAGGAUGAUCCUGCAAAAGCCAGGCAUCCAAACGAGCCACUAAACACCAUUUUGACAUUCUUGAUGGAGGAAAUAAUGACCUCUUCAUCGUCCUCCUCAUCGGAAGAUGAUGACAACACCACGACGAUGGAACUCCGCCAAGAAACAAAGGACUUUCUAAACACACUAUCACAAUAUUUGAAUUGUCGUCAAACCAUGGAUGCCAAGUACAAUGAACUGUUUGAGGAAUCUCAGGAGAUUGCGAAUUUUCCAGUCCGCGUCCAUUCCGGAGGCAUUCUGGAACAAGGCCGCGGCUCUAAUAGAAAUUCAUCAUAUCAAUUCAAACCAGAAUAUCUGCAGCAGUCCAUUCAAGGAACCCCGGCACAAACGUUGGAUGAAUUGUACGAAGCUGCUGCUAUGGCACAACCAGUGUAUCAACAAUUGAUGAAAGGAAUUGUGAAUCAGAUUCUUCAAUCUUCUGCUGCUGCUGCUGCUGCUGCUGCUGCUGAAUGUGAUGAUAAUGAUGAGAAAAAAAGUCAUGACAUUGAUGUCCAUUUGGUACCACUCAAGACACGAGAUCGAGCGUUGGAAAAGGCGGAAGAUGAUUAUGCACAGCGACUACCUGGUCCGUCACUUUGUUUCUUGUACGACAUUGUUCGAGGCAGUCUUGAAUUCUCAUCGGCAAAAAACUUUCUUCAAUGUUUGGAGCUCAUUGAAAAUCAUCCCUUGAUUCACAUUGUAAAGGCCAAGAAUCGAUUCAAGAAUCCUAGUUUGACGGGAUAUCGAGAUGUCAAUUUGCAAAUUCAAAUACCGAUUGAAUCAUCAUCAUCAUCAUCAUCGUUAUCAGCCGUCAACAACAUUAGUUUCAAGCACAUUUGUGAGAUACAGCUGCAUCACAAAGAACUGAAACGAUUGGGAAAUGAGCUUGAUAGUCACAAGCAUUAUGAAUACUUUCGAUCCUAUUUUGCAGGUUCGACCAAUGCUUUGGAGGAACGGCUGGAGGAUUUGAAAGUGAUUUGUCAAGGAGGAGGAGAGGGUGGUGCCUUUUUGCAAGAAUUGCUCGAGAAAGAUUUGGACGAAGAACGACUGGAGCGAUUGGGAAAGUUGUUUCAUAUCCAAUUGAUGGAACUUCCAAUGGCAAUACGAGCCUACCGGAAACUGCUGGACUUGCAAGUCGAGAAGUAUGGAGAGCAACAUGUAGCAAUCGCCAAAACCUAUCAUGAUAUUGCCGGCAUUCUUGUCCACCAGGGUAAAUUGGACCGUGCGAUGGUCUUAUAUCAGGCAUCCUUAGGUAUGAAGCGGCAAUUACAUGGCUCAGAGAACCACCCUUCUGUGGCAGAGACGCUUUUGAGAAUGGCCAUGGUGCUCAGGGAUCAAGACAAAUUGGACGAGUCCAUGGUGCUUUACGAGAAAACUUUGAAGAUCCAGAAACAAGCCUUUCACAAAGACCACUUGUCGGUAGGAAACACUUUGGAUAACAUGGGAAUGUUGUUCAAGAAGAAAGGAAAAUUAGUGGAAGCAAUGGAUCACUACAAGAAUGCCCUACGAAUCAUCCGAGCCAAUGUUGGUGACGAGCAUUCGGCCGUGGGUGAAGUCUUUGGAAACAUGGCCUUGGUCCUUCAUCUACAAUGUAAAUACGAAGAAUCUUUGGAAAUGUAUCGGCGGUCGAUCGAUAUUUCCGCGAGGGCUCUUGGAGAAGACCAUGUUGCAAUCGCUAAGACAUAUCACAACAUGGCGGAAGUGUACCAGGAUCAAGGAAAAUUCUCAGAAGCAAUUGAGCUAUUCACCAAAUCAUUGGAAUUGAAAACAAAGCGGCUUGGAGACGAGCACAAGUCUGUUGCCAACACUUACACUGGACUAGCUUGUGUGUUCCAAAAACAAGGGUCGUAUGACAAAUCAAUGGAAUUGCACCACAAAGCAUUGGAUAUCAAAGAGAAGGCUCUUGGUGAGCACCAUUCUUCGAUCGCAAAGACAUAUUGCAGCAUGGCGAUGGUGUUGCGGGAACAGGAUCGAUUUGAGGAGGCCAUGGAUCUGUUGGAAAAAUCAUUGACCAUUCGGAAAGAGGCGUAUGGCCCAAACCAUCCAUUGGUGGCGGAAUCGUACCAGUUCAUGGGCAUGGUACAAAAGAAACAGGACAAACUAGACGAGGCAAUGGAAAAUUACAAUCUGGCACUGGAGAUUCUGGAAGGCAAGUUCGGAAGAAAGCACGGGGGGUUGGGGCGUGUAUUGCACAACAUGGCGUUGGUUCGUCAGAAGCAGCAAGGUGCAUUUGAGGAAGCCAUGAGUUUAUUUCAGGAAUCCUUGGAAAUUGAUCGGAUUGUACUUGGACAGGAGCAUCCAUUGAUUGCCAAGACGAUGCAUAAUAUGGGAGAAGCACUCCAGUCGGAAGGAAAACUAGUAGAAGCCAUGGACAUGUUAUUGAAUUCCCUCGAGAUGAAGAUGCAUUUGCUCGGAGAGGACCAUCCAUCCGUUGCCAACACUUUCAAUGCAAUCGCAAUUGUUCUGCACAAGGAAGGAAAACUUGACGAAUCUCUCGCCAUGUUUCAGAAAUCUUUGGAACUAAAGCGCCAGCAUCGUGGUGAAAGACAUUCUUCCGUGGCCAAAACACUGAAAGGUAUAGCUUCAGUACUUCGUGAUCAAGGAAAGUUGGAAGCUUCACUGGAGAUGUAUCAGAGAUCUUUGGAUGUUUUGCUUGAGACGCUUGGCGAAGCUGCGAAGGAUACCAGAUACGUCCAGAGUGCAAUCUCGGAGUUGGAAACAGGCAUAGAUGGUCCCUGUGUACAAAUAAUAAAUAAUGUGUGA
Messenger RNA from Cylindrotheca closterium, 2793 nucleotides. NCBI's taxonomy places the organism in Eukaryota, Bacillariophyta, Bacillariophyceae, Bacillariales, Bacillariaceae. The record is from the annotation of a GenBank genome assembly.